UAUAUCAGCAAGGGCUCAAAGCUAGUGCAAAUAACUAUACAACUGCUCUCAAUAACUAAUAGAGUCAUUGGGAGCUUCUUUGUGCUAUCUAUUAAGCUUUUUUCUUAGUCCACACCCCUUAACUUUCAAGGCAUAAUGCUACUCACAGACUCUCCAAAGGUUAGCACACACUCACCAAGAAAAGAAAUGCCUCAGUUUCUGUCCUCCAGGACCUCUAUCUCUUCUUACUCUUUUGCAAGCCCUCGAACACCUUCCUCACCGAUCCAGUAUUCGUUUUCUGAAUCUAUGAUAGAAGAAAACAUUGAAAAUGCAGAGUCCAUUAUCACCAAAUGGAAUCUGAACUCCUCUUUCACAAAAGUUAUAUCUAUUUUCAAUCAUGAUAGAAAGGAAGCCAAAGAGUUUCUUACAAGGGUUGAAGAUUUGCGCCAAGCCAUGCAUUUUCUGGUUGCUCAGAACUCCAGCUCUAGUAAGCUUGCACUAGCUCAAAAGCUCAUGCAUAUGGCUAUGAAGAGACUUGAAAAGGAGUUCUAUCAGAUACUGUCUGCGAACAUCGACCAACUUGAUCCAGACUCUGUUUCGAGUCGAUCCUCAGAUGGCACAAGCACUAUCGAUGAUGGUGACGAUGUUGGAUCUGAAGAGGAGUUGAAAUUGGCAGGUGAAUCGAUCACUAAGGUGGAAAGAGUCUCGGCCCUCGCCAUGUCUGACCUUAGGUCCAUAGCUGAUUGUAUGAUCAGUUCUGGUUAUGGCAAAGAGUGCGUUAAAAUAUACGAACUCCUCCGAAAAUCAACAGUGGACGAAGGGCUGUAUCAACUUGGUGUUGAAAGAUACAGAUCUUCUCAUAUUCAUAAAAUGAAUUGGGAAGCACUCGAGCAUGUCUGUCAGCACUGGAUGAGUACAGUAAAGAUAGCCAUGAAAACACUGUUUACCGGAGAAAGAAUUCUCUCCGAUCAUGUGUUUUCAGCAUCUAACCCAAUCAGAGAAUCAUGCUUCUCGGACAUCACGAAAGAAGGAGCAAGAAAUCUACUCAGAUUUCCCGAGCUUGUAGCAAAGCAUAAGAAAUCAUCAGAGAGAAUUUUCUUGCUAAUGGAACUCUACCAAGUGCUCUUUGAUCUCUACCCCGAAAUAGAAUCAAUUUUCAGCUUUGAAUCAAUGUCCGCGAUCAAAAUACAAGCUCUUUCAUCACUUCAGAGGCUUGGCGAGUCAGUCCGCAGCAUUUUAUCAGAAUUCGAAUCAACCAUUCAAAAGGACUCCUCAAAAACUUCCAUCGCUGGAGGGGGGAUUCACCCACUGACUCGUGAAACGAUGACUUAUAUAUCUUCACUUGCAGAUUACAGCGGGAUUCUCUCUGAAAUUUUCACUGCUCAUCCUCCAAAGACUACACAACUGCCUGAGUCUUAUUUUGACAGCCCAGCAUCAGAGAAUGGUUCAGUACCCACAGUGUCACUCCACCUAGCUCGGCUCAUACUAGUCCUUUUCUGCAAGCUUGACAGUAAAGCCGAAUUAUACAAAGAUGCGUCUUUGUCAUAUCUCUUCCUCACCAACAAUCUUCACUUUAUCGUCGAGCAAGUUCGUUCAUCUCACCUUAAGGACCUCUUAGGUGAUGAUUGGGUGUCCAAACAUGCUAAGAAGGUUAGACAAUAUGGUCUGAGCUAUGAAUCCAUGGCUUGGACUAAGGUCUUCUCAACUUUAACAGACCCAGUUUCCCCAGCAAUACCACCAGAGGCAGCUAUAGACUGCUUUCGGAGAUUUAGUGCCGCUUUUGAAGAAGCAUAUAGGAAGCAGACAUCAUGGAUUGUGGAAGACAGGAAGUUGAGGGAUGAACUGAAAGUGUCAAUAGCAAAGAAAAUAGUACCCGUAUAUAGAGAAUUCUAUGAUGCAUAUUUACCCAUGUUGAGUGGGGAAAAAAACUUGGAGCUGCUAGUGAGGUUUGGGCCAGAUGAUCUAGGAAAUCACUUGUCAGAUUUGUUUCAUGGUACAUCUUCUAGUUCGGGUAGCUCAUCUUCAUCAAGGAAUUCACGAGGAUGUAUGCCCUGAUAAAAUAAGAGAAUAAAUACAGCACACUGCAUAUUGGGAUCAAAUUACCAGUUCAGACAGUGCAUAUAUAUUGUAAUAAAUAAAUGAUUUCCCCGUAAUAAAUAUAUGCUUUGAUACUCAUAAA
This is a messenger RNA of Tripterygium wilfordii, 2158 nucleotides long. RefSeq names its product exocyst complex component EXO70H1. Gene Ontology annotation, biological process: exocytosis. Gene Ontology annotation, molecular function: phosphatidylinositol-4,5-bisphosphate binding. The record is from RefSeq and is a predicted model, not a curated record. Gene Ontology annotation, cellular component: exocyst. The transcript has a single exon. NCBI's taxonomy places the organism in Eukaryota, Viridiplantae, Streptophyta, Magnoliopsida, Celastrales, Celastraceae. The coding region runs from base 136 to 2034 and encodes 632 amino acids.